Chironomus riparius is the source of this 3113-nucleotide messenger RNA. The record is from the annotation of a GenBank genome assembly. Lineage: Eukaryota; Metazoa; Arthropoda; Insecta; Diptera; Chironomidae.
UGAGUUUAUUAAACGAAAACUGUCAGCAAGAAAAACUUUCGUUGAUAAAAAAGUGUCCUUUACAGAAAAAGGGGAAGAAUGAGUGGAUUAUGAUAAGAUAUUCAUUAAUAUCCGUGACUAAAUCAUGAUUAACAUGAAAAUGUUCACGUUAAAGUGAUUGACAAUUUUUUUUAAAUAAGACAAAAGAAAAUAUUUUUGUGAAAAAAAGUCAAAGUUUAGAAGUGAAAAUUAAUACAUAAGCAUGGAGACUGACAGCUAUGACAUGCGUUUUGGUGGACCUGAUGGAGGCAAGAACACUUCAAUGUUCAGUAUUGAUUCGAAAGUUUUGACACAAUGGAAAAUUAAGAAGAAACACGAGCACAUCGAGAAAAUUUGCAAAUUGAUAGUAAACCGCUUAUUUAAUUACCAGCAGUGUUCACAAUAUUUAGAGUAUCGAUCAUCAGUAGCAUCAUCGUCAUCAGGAUCAUCAAUGCAAUGGAAUGACACAAAUCUAUUACAAUGGAUGCGAGAACAUCCAAAUGCAACAAACUUUAUUGAUUUAUCAUAUUUAAAUGGUACCAUGGAGUAUAUAAAUGAUACACGUAUAAUAACAGGUGAUAUGGCAUCAUCAACGAACAUUCCAUUGCAGGUCUUACCGCCCUUUUCAUUAUGGCAGACAAUAUUUAUAGCAAUUUGCUUAGCCGCUUGUAUUCUAUUGACUGUGGGCGGAAAUACGCUUGUAUUACUUGCAUUUAUUGUCGAUAGGAAUAUACGACAGCCUAGUAAUUACUUUAUAGCUUCCCUUGCUGCAACCGAUAUGCUAAUUGGAACUGUAUCAAUGCCAUUUUAUACUGUCUAUGUAUUAAUGGGCUAUUGGGAUUUGGGGCCUCUUUUAUGUGAUCUUUGGCUUUCUGUUGACUACACUGUUUGUCUGGUAUCACAAUAUACAGUCUUAUUAAUCACCAUUGAUCGCUUUUGUUCUGUGAAAAUUGCUGCAAAAUAUCGAGCCUGGAGGACGAGAGAUAAGGUUUUAUGGAUGGUGACAAUCACAUGGAUUAUACCGGCAUUACUGUUCUUUAUAUCCAUUUUCGGUUGGGAGCAUUUUGUUGGUUACAGAGAUUUACUUCCUGGUCAAUGUGCCGUACAAUUUCUUAAAGAUCCUGUAUUUAAUACUGCCUUAAUUAUCGGAUACUAUUGGACAACGUUAAUUGUUUUAUUUAUUUUAUAUGGUGGCAUUUACAAAACGGCUUAUGAUAUGCAAAAGAAGAGUGAAGCUAAGCAAAGGAAAAUGCAGAGCAUGGUGGCACUAAGUGCAGGAUUUACUGGAAUGGCUGGACGAGCAGCAGGCAUCGGGAUAUCAUCGAAAGCAGAAUCAAGUACGGCUGCUGAUAAAUUGGCCAUAACACCGACAACAGCACAAGAGACAAAUGAAAAAUCGGAUUCAAGUAGAAGUAAUCAAGACGGUUCAUCUGAUGACCAAACAAAGAGACGAAAAAGUUCAACGACAACAGCGGCAAAUAAGAAAAUGUCUGUUGACAAUAGUAAGUCAAAUGAAAAGAAUAAGAAGAAGGAUAAUAAGGACAGUAGUAAUGAUGCAACGACAGGCGAUAAGAGUGAGAGAUCAAGUAGCCCUGCAUUUGAUUCCGAUGAGGACAGUUCUGGAACUAAUAAUCAGCCAAUACAAACACUUUCUGUUCCAGUUGUGGCAAAGAAAAGGCCAUCAAUUGCUGGAUUGUUGGAAAACCUCCUUCCAAUCAGCAAGUCAACGUCAGGUCACCUACAUAGUGAGAGCAACAUCAACAAUAAUUCAACAAAUACAAACAAUAAUACUAGUAACAAUAAUAACAAUAAUAAUUUAAAUAUAAAUAAUUCCCAGUCACAAACACUAACAUUAUUAGACCAAGAAUUAAAAUUAAAUUAUCAUGAGGCUCGAAGUCUCUCACAGCCAAUAUCACCGGAAUCAAUCGAGCCGAUAAUUGUGAAGAAAGAAGAGAGAAUAAAGAGCUUAGCAAAGACAAUAUUAACGCCACCAAGUGAUUUUAAGACGAGUCCAAUAGUAAAUCGAAGUCGACCACACAGUGUAGUUAGCGAUGGCGAGGGAUUAAGAGACUUAUCCGAUGACAUUGUAUGCCGUAUGGAUGGUGCUGAUUUAAGAUUUUUGGACGAAAGUUCCGUUAUGCUUCCAUCGCCAUCAAAUGACAGUCCAAUGCCCAUUCAUCGUCCACCACUUAAUACAAAUAAUAACAAUAAUUACAAUAAUGUUGCAACGAAUCCAUCGUUACUGCAUAAAGCUUUAAUUCAAGCAACAGCUCAAUCACAACCGAAAGUCUUGCUGAAGACAAACAGUCAUGAUACUAAAAGUAUUUCACCGCAGAGUGAGAAGGACUGUAUAUCAAUGCCAAUUGUACCGACAGUGCAGUUUCAUGCUUCAUCUCCUCCUCCUGUCAAACAGCGAAAGUUCCGUGAGACGGAAGUGUCAGUGACAAAUCAUACAGAUAAUAAGCCUGUGACGACAAUAAUACAGAAUGUAGAUGGUUUGGAUGAUGAUGAGAAUCAACCGAAUCCGGAUGAUGAGAUUGAGAAGUUAGUUCAGGAUGCUGCAAAAUCGAAUGUUGAGUCAGCAUUAAAACUUGAUGAGACAAAUAAGCUCAUGCCAAAGUCUGAUCGAUACAAUAAUAAUAAUAACAAUAAUACUAAGAAUAAUAAUAGUAAUAAUAAUAAUAAUAAUAGCAAAGAUCGUAAGACAUUUUUACAAACUUUACGAAAACGAUUUCGAAUUGAUGGAAAGAAAAAGUCAGGGACAUUGUUGGGCUUUGUUGGGAAUCGACAAAAAUCGAAAUCAGAAAAUCGAGCACGUAAAGCAUUUCGUACAAUUUCAUUUAUUUUGGGUGCAUUUGUUCUAUGCUGGACGCCAUAUCAUAUAUUAGCAUUAGUCGAGGGCUUUUGCCGUAAUCCACCAUGUACAAAUGAGCAUUUAUAUAUGUUCAGCUACUUCCUUUGUUAUGCUAACUCACCGCUCAAUCCAUUCUGCUAUGCUCUCGCCAAUCAACAGUUUAAGAAAGUUUUUAUGAGACUUUUGAAGCUUGACUUUCAUGUGAGAUAAGUUGGUUGUUUUUUUGGAGGGUGCUGAGCUG